AGAUGGAGCAAACCUGUGAUGAUAUAGAUGAAAUGUUCAGCAAUUUACUUGGGGAGAUGGACAUGUUGACUCAGAGUUUAGGAGUAGAGACUGUACAGCCUCCAUCCCCCAAAGUGUCCAACAAUGAAUUCAGCUUUACAGUUGGUUUUAAAGAUUUAAAUGAAUCCCUAAAUGCCCUAGAGGACAAAGACCUGGAUGCUUUAAUGGCUGAUCUUGUAGCAGACAUAAAUGAUGUUGAACAGAGAACUUUACAAGCCCAGAAAACUUCUGGCAACCAGCAAAGUACACUCACUCAGCCUUCAACAGCCUUGGAUAGUGACAUUUGUUCUAAAUUAAGUCCCAUUACUGGACAGUUUGGGGAUGACUUGCCCCCUCCACCUCCAGACUCUGAUUUAGACCUUCCACCACCACCGCCACCUCCCACUGAGCCACUCACCCAGGAAGAACGAGAGGCACAGGCUAAAGCUGACAAGAUUAAACUUGCAUUGGAGAAACUGAAGGAAGCCAAAGUUAGAAAGCUUGUUGUCAAGGUGCACAUGUACGAUAACAGCUCAAAGUCACUAAUGGUGGAUGAGCGUCAGGUGACGCGGGAUGUUUUAGACAACCUCUUUGAGAAAACCCAUUGUGACUGCAACGUCGAUUGGUGUCUGUAUGAAAUAUACCCAGAACUGCAAAUUGAAAGAUUUUUUGAAGACCAUGAAAAUGUUGUUGAAGUGUUAUCAAACUGGACCCGAGACACUGCGAAUAAGAUUAUGUUUUUGGAAAAAAGUGAAAAAUAUGCUUUAUUUAAAAAUCCCCAGAACUUCUACCUUGCAAGCAAAGGAAGGAAUGAAAGCAAAGAAAUGAAUGAUAAAAACAAAGAGGCUUUACUGGAGGAAAGCUUCUGUGGGACAUCUGUCAUUGUGCCAGAGCUUGAAGGGGCCCUUUAUUUAAAAGAAGAUGGAAAAAAGUCCUGGAAGAGGCGUUAUUUUCUUCUACGAGCUUCUGGAAUUUAUUAUGUUCCCAAAGGAAAAACCAAGACCUCACGGGAUCUGGCAUGCUUCCUUCAAUUCGAGAAUAUGAACGUCUAUUAUGGUUCUCAACACAGACUGAGAUAUAAGGCACCCACAGAUCACUGCUUUGUCUUAAAGCAUCCCCAGAUUCAAAAGGAGUCACAAUAUAUCAAGUACUUAUGCUGUGAUGAUCAAGCAACCCUGCACCAGUGGGUAACAGGAAUAAGAAUUGCCAAGUAUGGCAAGCUGCUGUAUGAUAAUUACAAACGUGCAGUGAAGAAGGCUGCCUUGUCCUCUCGAUGGGCAAAUCGGGGAACAGUGGAAUCAGCUGCCCCUGCAGGAUCCUUACCAGCAGGUGCUGUUCAGUCAAAUGGACAGGUUCCCCAAAUUGUUUGUCAUUCCAGUGCAGAAUUUCCAGAGACUCAGAAGAAAGCGAGUACAUCAGAGGCUAAGUCAAAUAACAUCAUUGCACCUGGCCUGGCGCAGCCAGUGAUGAGGCCACAGAAAUUCCAGAGUAAGAGGAACUCGCUGCAGCCUCCUCCUCCACCUGAAAGGCGGUCAUCUGCUAUUUCUGCUUCACCGAUUCUACCCUCCAAAGUCAAACGAGACAGCGGCAUUUUCCUAACGGAUCCAGAUACGUUUCCAGCGCCACCACCUGCGCUGAAGGUUGAUUUUCCACCACCACCAUCUGAUUUCUGUGAACCUCCUCCUGAUUUUGUGCCGCCACCACCACCACCACCGGCCUCCAGCAGCAGUAAUGGAGACCUGCCAUUACCUCCUCCACCUCCACCUGUCUCCACUAAACCACCACCUCCAACAAAGAAACCUGUGCCACUUCCAUCAAAAAGGCUGGAAAACACUGGACAAGCUGGAGAGCCACAGUCAGCUGGGCCACCUCCAACUGGGGGUGGAGGCAGGCAAGCAGAUUUCAUGUCUGACCUAAUGAAAGCUCUUGAGAAGAAAAGGGGCAGCAACUCCUGAACUCUGGGAGCAGGUGAACUUCAAGCCAUAGCUGUUUUUGUGAGUCAACAUGCAAAGUUGUGCUGGAUCAGGCUCCUUCAGGACGAAUUCUC
This is a messenger RNA of Nestor notabilis (Kea), 2065 nucleotides long. RefSeq names its product amyloid beta (A4) precursor protein-binding, family B, member 1 interacting protein (gene APBB1IP). Gene Ontology annotation, cellular component: plasma membrane; cytosol. The transcript has 13 exons. Gene Ontology annotation, biological process: signal transduction. Lineage: Eukaryota; Metazoa; Chordata; Aves; Psittaciformes; Psittacidae. The coding region runs from base 3 to 1973 and encodes 656 amino acids. The record is from RefSeq and is a predicted model, not a curated record.